AUGGCACAACUUGUCUUGGAUUUUUAUGAAUUGCCUCUGCUAUUGUUGAUGGUUAAACUUGUUGCUGGACUUGAUAUUCUUGAUUUUGGUAUGAUCCUGUUGUGCGAGAAAGCUUUUAAAGCAGCUGGAAAUGUGGUCUUUGAGAAGUGUGCUUAUUAUAGCAAUGAAGGAUUCUUUGAUAUUGAAGAAGAUAUUACGUUGUGGAACCCAUCAACCAGAAGGUGUCAAAAAUUGCCUGUCACUGAAACUGAGUUUCCAAGAGAAGGAUUCUGUUGUUGCCAGUAUAUAAUCUAUGAAUUUGGGCAUGAAUGUGUGAGUGAUGAUUAUAAGGUGGUUAGGAUUAUACAAUUUUAUGGAAUUAGUUCUGACACCUUUGAUUCUGACGUUAAGGUGUAUAGUUUCAGAUCGAAUUCUUGGAAGAGAAUACAAAAUUUUCCCUAUUAUCUGUGUUACAAAAGGGCUUAUGGGAUGCUGGCCAAUGGUGCGUUGUUUUGGGUUGUGAGUAGAAAACCCGAGUCAAGUACUGCUAGGUUGAUUGCUGCUUUUGAUCUUGCAACAGAGGCGUAUAGGUUGGUGCCACGGCCUGUUUAUUCUAAUAAGAAUUUCCAUAUGAAUGUUGGGGUAUUGGAAGGAUGCCUUUGA
Coffea arabica (coffee) is the source of this 642-nucleotide messenger RNA. Its product is annotated as F-box protein CPR1-like. The record is from RefSeq and is a predicted model, not a curated record. Gene Ontology annotation, molecular function: protein binding. NCBI's taxonomy places the organism in Eukaryota, Viridiplantae, Streptophyta, Magnoliopsida, Gentianales, Rubiaceae.